Messenger RNA from Aspergillus versicolor CBS 583.65, 1828 nucleotides. RefSeq lists its product as uncharacterized. Gene Ontology annotation, molecular function: iron ion binding; monooxygenase activity; heme binding. The record is from RefSeq and is a predicted model, not a curated record. Bases 115 to 1716 code for a protein of 533 amino acids. The transcript has a single exon. Lineage: Eukaryota; Fungi; Ascomycota; Eurotiomycetes; Eurotiales; Aspergillaceae.
GAUUGGCUGUGUGCGUGGGCCCAAUAUAAGCCAUGUGCUGUCGCGAACUGCCGUCUUUCAUGCAGUUCUUUGCAGUUCUUUGCAGCUCUCUUGCAGUUUCGACUCUCGCUGGCAAUGGCUGCCCCUGUCGUCCUCCUCGUCGUGGGAGCCCUCUCCCUGCUGUAUCUCAGCACCAGGAAGGGAAAAUCCACAAAGACUCUCCUUAAACUGCCUCUGAUCGGCGACCUGCACAGCUCUCCCAUCGAGAAGCCCCUCGUCAACUGGGACGACUGGGCGAAGCAGAAUGGCCCAAUUGCCGUCCCCAAGCUCUUCGGGCUCAUCCCCAUCGUCGUGCUCAACUCCUACGAGGCCGUCACCGAGCUGUUCAGCCGUCGCAGCCAGUGGUACAGCAACCGCCCGGCAUCCGUGAGCAUGGAGAUGAUCACCGGCGCAGAACCAGGUCGCUCGCGCUUUACCCUCAUGCACGACUACGACGACCACCUCAAGCUGCACCACCGCAUCCUCUCGCCCAGUCUCGGCGCCCCAGCCGCACCCAAAUACCAGCCAUUAAUGGAACUCGAGGCCAAGCAGCUCCUGUUCGACAUCCUCACCUCCCUCUCCAAAUCCCCCGACAGCACCCUCUCCACCGAAGAGGUCUACCCUUUACUCGAACGCACCCAGUCCAGCGUCAUCCUCGCCCUGCACUAUGGCCUACGCAUCCCGCGCUUCGAAGAACCAAUCCUCCACGAGGUCAUCGACAUCCAAACAAAAGUCACCCACCUCGCCGCAAACCCGCAGCUGCCCGAUAUAAUCCCACUCCUGCGCCACCUCCCCACAGCCCUCUCCCCCUGGCAGCGCAGCGCAAACACCCUCUUCGCCGAACAGGUAGACCUCUACAUGCGCCUCUUCACGCACGGCCGCGACGGACCAGGCUGGAACGCUACGAAACAGGCCCUGGCAACAGCGAAGAAACACGCACCGUCUGACAAUCCCGUCUCGGACCUCGAUCUGGCGUUUACACUCGCGACCUCGAUCCAGGGCGGGAUGGAGACGUCCCCGCGUCAGCUGCUGUGGCUGUUCAUAGCCGCUAUGAGCAACAGUUCUUUCAUGGCGAAAGCACACGAGACGCUUGAUCGCGUUGUCGGAAGAGAUCGAUUGCCGACCUUUGCGGACAGGCAGAAUCUGGCGUUCAUUGAUGCGGUCACGCAUGAACUCUUCCGGUGGAGACCGAUCUCGCCUGGUUCGAUCCCGCGACGUGCAGACAAUGAUGAUUCAUUCAGCGGGACGAAGAUAAGCAAGGGGUGGACGGUGAUUGCGAAUGCGUGGGCGAUUGGACGGGACGAGGCGGUUUUUGACCCUUCUCUUGGCGAUGCGCAGGAGUUUAUCCCUGAGCGGUGGUUGCGUCAGGAUCCGUCUGGUAAUGGGAUGAAGGUUCGUUCGGAUCUGCCGCUGCCCGUGUUUGGGCAGGGGAGGAGGAUAUGUCAGGGGAAGAGGGUUGCGACGGAUGGGACGUUUAUGCAGGUUGCGUCGCUGCUGUGGGCGUUUGAGGUUGAGGCGCUGGAUGGUGAUGUUGUGGACCCGUGGGAGAUGGUUGUUGUUGGGUUCAUGACUAUGCCCAAGGAGAGGAGGUUUAGGUUGAAGCCCAGAGGAGACUGGGUUGUUGAUGUGAUAAAGAGGGAGUGGGAGGGGGCCGAGAAGGCGAUUGGCGAGGUGAUGGUUGCGGGGGAUGUCGAGUAGAAGUAUUAAUGGUAUACAGUAUGUACAUAGGGUGUUUAAUAUAUGGAUGGUAAUUGCUAGGGCUGAGGCAUGAGCUUUUACCUAUUUAAUGAGAACUCUUCAACAACAACCA